GCUGCGCGACGGACUUGUUGGUGGUUCACAUGAGAGCGAAAAAUCUGCAGUGAUCCGGCUUGGCUCGUCCCUCGUUUCCCAUAGACCAUAUCAAUCGAAAUAGAUUCCUACUGAAGAUUUCAUGCACAUCCUCAACUGUAACCCACCCUUUCUGUGGAGUGUUUGCGUAUUUCUUUGAACCGGAAGACCUUAAAGAAAUCAAAGUUCGCAAAGAGGUGACACUUGACUUCAUUGAAUGAGGUUUAACACCAAUUAGCAUUUGUUUUGGUUCGAUACCCACAGAAAAUUAAACACGCCCAACAUUCAGUCGGACGCAGCUGGACACAUAUUCAUAUAAAUCUGCAGGCUAACGGUGACGAGCUGGCGCAGGUUGUGGGUUGUCCGUGGAGAAUGCGAGACAGCGGCGGGAGCCUGGCCCAGAACCGCUGGCAGGGAGACCUGGGUCUGACCGCUGUGGGGCAGGACGACACCGGAGGAGGUGGGAUUCCUGGAGACCACCUCAUAGUCCCUGUGUCAGGCAACAGUGUGCCCAGCCCCAUGCACCUCCGACUGGGGCAGAAAGAGAAGGCGUGGACAGGCGAAUAUGUGGAGGACGAUGAAGAGGAGGAGGAGGAGGAUGGGGUGGUGGGUAGGGUUAAGGAAAUGGGCGAUGACAAAGAAAACAAUCUGGAUGGUGAGGACGAGGUAGAGUUUGAAGGCAAGGAUUGGGGUAACAAUGACGAGGACGAUGAGGAGGGGGAGGAUGAAGAAGAGGAAGACGAGGAGGAGGAGGACGAGGAGCAGGAAGAUGGAGACCAGGCGGAGCUGGAGUGGGAGAUCCCAGACUUUCCCACCCAGUCCGCGCAGCACCAACAUCACGGACCACCGCAGGAGGCAGACGAAGGCGAUGCUGUCCCGCAGGACGUCGUAUCUGAGGCCGCAGCGCGGGACCUGCUGAGGUCCCACCUGAGCCGGUCCCGGGCCAUGCAAAGGCUCCGGCGCUGGCGGCGCCUGCGCUCCCACGGAGGCCUCGGCUUUCGGCUCACCAAGCACUGGAAGAGCUGGCGCCAGCGGGCGCAGUGGGUGUGCUCCCAGGGGUACCGGUACAGCCGCAGGGCACAGCGCUCCCAUCACUACGGCAAGCAGCGGAGGAUAAAAAGGUUUCUGCAAUCCCCGUAUAGUGAAGAGGAGGAGGAGGAGGACAGCAACGACGGGAGGUUCACAGAGUCUGAGAGAGAUGAGCUGAUGAAUGGCUGCUCUCCAGACAAGCAAGAGGACAGAGGGAGGCGGGACAUGGAGGUCAAACCUGUGGAGCUGGCCCUUACCGAGGAACACAUGAGCUGUGUGACAGGUAUCCUUGAGGAGUCCCUAAAGCAAUACGGCAGUUUGAUCCCCAUCCACGUGGAUGACAUUGUGGAGAAGCUUCAGGACAUCUUCAGCGAGAGCUUCUUCCAGCCGCACAGGAAAGCAGUGGUCCAACACCUUAUACAAUCCUUCCAGCGCUCGUCCGGAUCCGCCCUGGCCAAAACAUUCAGAGUGAAUUACAAGCGCCACGUGCUGACCAUGGACGACCUGGGCACUCUGUAUGGACAGAACUGGCUCAACGACCAGAUUAUGAACAUGUAUGGUGACCUGGUCAUGGACUCUGUGCCCGAGAAGGUUCACUUUUUCAACAGCUUCUUUUACGAUAAGCUGAGGACAAAAGGCUAUGACGGGGUCAAACGGUGGACAAAAAAUGUUGACAUCUUCCAGAAGGAUCUGCUGUUGAUCCCCAUCCACUUGGAGGUCCACUGGUCCCUGGUCAGCGUGGACAUUCCACGUCGGGCCAUCACUUACUUUGACUCUCAGCGGACCCUCAACCGACGUUGCCCAAAGCACAUUUUUAAGUAUCUGCAAGCAGAGGCCAUCAAAAAAGACCAACAAGACUUUUUGACGGGAUGGAAGGGCUUUUUCAAAAUGAAUGUGGGUCGUCAGAACAACGACAGUGAUUGCGGGGCUUUUGUGCUACAGUACUGCAAGUGUCUGGCACUAGGUCAGCCCUUCAUCUUUGGCCAGCAGGAUAUGCCGCGGUUGAGGAGGCAAAUGUACAAAGAACUCUGUCACUGCAAGCUCAGCCUGUGACCCAGCCCCACCCGACCCCACCCCCCAUCUCCACCUGCUCCCACCUCAAACCCUAACAGGAUGGAGAGGAAAGUUGAUAUGACAGGAGGAGGACAAGUGGAGGAAACUCUUGACUGGGAGAAGAAAAAAAGAGGGAAUGAGAAACUUCAUUGAAAAAGUUUUUUUUUUUUUUUUAUUGCCAACAACCAGAGAAGUUACUUCUUCUACUGUACGUGAUGUCAUUUUUUCACUUUUUUUCCCUCUCUCCACCCUUUUUUGAGAACUCAUGAUUUAAUUUCCAUGUCAUGGUUAUUCCUUUGUGGUUGACAGAGGCCAAGACUAGCUUCCUUUUUGGGAACAUGCUUAUUGUCCAUCCUAUCUUACACCACUUUGAGCAUGAAGACGUCUGAAGGAUACGGUCCAGAUGAAGAGUUUGGACCACAGUCGGUCCAACCUGACUACUAUUUUUCAUGGCGGAAUAAUUUGAACCAGUCGACGUAAGCUUGUGGUGAAAUAGUACCAGCGGAUGUCCACGCCUUCCAUCAGUGUGUUGUGUUGAAACUUUCAGCAAGAGCAACAUAAGCUACACUUCCCUAUGCUACAGCCGAGGUCAUGUCGAUGAGUCCAUCUAUCGAGUCAGCACAUGUUUGCCAACGUAUAUUUGUUUAAUCAUUUCCUACAAGAUGUUAGAACGUGGGUAUGGUGAGAGUGGAAAGUGCUGCCAUGUGGACAUCAGAAGACAACUCCGAAGUGUGAAGAGCCAUUCUACUGCAUUUUCCCGUAUAUUAUGUUACUGUGGGGGGGAACGAUUUCCAUCCAUGGAACAAGCAUCAAAUUGGCCUCUUGCCCCGGAAACCACCUCUGCCUCAGUCACUCGUCCCCAAAAACCCUCCUUCAUGUGGGAGACUGGAUCAGCAUUGGCCCAGACAAGCCAGAGUGACACAAUGGCCCAAAAAAGGGGCCUUUACAUUGCAUUUACCUUUUUUUUCCUGUUUUAUCUCAUUGGUAAACGUGUUGAUAUGCUUAUGCUUCAAACAAAAGAUGUUAAAAGGAGGACUAAUUUGCGUCAUUUUUCAGAGGUGGGGUGAACAGAUCCUCUGGUUGGUAUUUCUUUGGAAGUUUGGGGGCCAUUUUGGCGAGGACCACAACAGAGGGAGUACGUUCAUUACGGAGUUACAGCACCCUCCUCUUUUUUUAUAACAAAAAACGUUGAUAGCUGUGUUUAUUUCUUUUUUUUUUUUUUCAAAAAGGAGUUGAUGCAACAGAGUUGACAGUUUUAUAUAUCUUCUACAAUGCAUUAUGGUUGCUGAAAAUAAAAAUAUGCGACAAACAAGG
Molecule: messenger RNA, 3414 nt
Organism: Gasterosteus aculeatus aculeatus (three-spined stickleback)
Lineage: Eukaryota; Metazoa; Chordata; Actinopteri; Perciformes; Gasterosteidae
Gene: senp3b
Product: SUMO specific peptidase 3b
Biological process (GO): protein desumoylation; proteolysis
Cellular component (GO): nucleus
Molecular function (GO): deSUMOylase activity
Source: RefSeq, a predicted model, not a curated record